Molecule: messenger RNA, 1810 nt
Organism: Cucurbita pepo subsp. pepo (vegetable marrow)
Lineage: Eukaryota; Viridiplantae; Streptophyta; Magnoliopsida; Cucurbitales; Cucurbitaceae
Product: serine/threonine-protein kinase AtPK2/AtPK19
Biological process (GO): protein phosphorylation
Molecular function (GO): ATP binding; protein serine/threonine kinase activity
Source: RefSeq, a predicted model, not a curated record
AAAUUCACGGCUGGCUUUGCAAAUUUGUCGAUCUUAUUCGCCUUCUCAAGGGUUCCAUUCCUCGAUCGGAUUCUCUAGCCACAAUGGUGUCCGCAUCGAACCGUCACAAAAACAUGCACUCCCUUCUUGUGGCCAGUCUCACGAAGCUAACCAUCCCUUCUUCGUCUCCUUCUUCUUCUCCUCCUCCUCCUUCAUCCACAGCCGACUUCGAUUUCUCCGACGUUUUUGGCCCCACAAAUCCCUCCUCGUCAUGUUUUCCGGCGGACCCACAACACCACGAACAACAACCAGAGGUCAUUCACAACAGAUCUCACUCAUUUGUGGGUCCAUCUCCCCGGUUAACUCCUCCGUCUUCCCUUCCAUUUUUCCGAGAAGUCGAUCCACAGAGCGAGGAGGAAGAGGAGGAGGAAGAAGAAGAUGACCUAGAAAUCUCGACUCAAAAUGGCGCUCAAGAGGAGAUGAAGGGGGCGGAUGAGAGUGAAAGUGGUGGUGGUGGUGGAGAGAAGACACAGGGGAAGAUUGGAGUUGCGGAUUUUGAUAUUCUUCGAGUGGUGGGAAAAGGGGCAUUUGGGAAGGUAUUUUUGGUGAGGAAGAAGGGGGAUUGUAAAGGAAACGGCUCUAAUAAUGAUGGGAUUUAUGCUAUGAAGGUGAUGAGGAAGGAUACCAUCAUAAAGAAGAAUCAUGUGGACUAUAUGAAGGCUGAGAGAGAUAUUCUCACAAAAGUUGCUCAUCCUUUCAUUGUUCAGCUCCGCUACUCUUUCCAGACCAAAUCAAAACUGUACUUGAUUCUUGAUUUCAUAAAUGGAGGGCAUCUCUUUUUCCAUCUGUACAGGCAGGGAAUCUUCAGUGAGGAUCAGGCAAGGAUCUAUGCAGCCGAGAUCGUAUCGGCCGUUUCGCAUCUUCACAGCUGUGGCAUUGUGCACCGUGAUCUGAAGCCGGAGAACAUUCUUAUGGAUGCUGAUGGGCAUGUAGUGCUUACAGAUUUUGGACUGGCCAAGGAAAUCGAGAUAUCGAGCCGGUCUAAUUCGAUGUGUGGAACAACAGAGUAUAUGGCUCCAGAGAUCUUGCUUUCUAAAGGUCAUAACAAAGAUGCUGAUUGGUGGAGCGUUGGAGUCCUCUUGUAUGAAAUGCUUAGUGGCCAGCCACCGUUCACGCACGCUAAUAGAAAGAAGCUUCAAGAAAGAAUAAUCAAAGAGAAAGUGAAGCUUCCACCAUACCUGAGCACAGAAGCUCACUCUCUCCUCAGAGGGCUGUUACAAAAGGAGCCUUCUACACGAUUAGGCAGCGGACCCAACGGAGGGGACGAGAUAAAAAAACAUAAAUGGUUUCGACCGGUGAACUGGAAGAAACUGGAAUGUAGGGAGCUGCAACCGAAGUUCAAACCGGAUGUAAAUGGAAAUGACUGCACAGCAAAUUUCGAUCAUUGUUGGACAGCAAUGCCUCCAGACGACUCACCAGCUCCGACGCCAACCGAUGGUGGACACUUCCAGGGAUAUUCGUACGUUGCACCUAACCCUUGGCUUUCAUCCUCUGGAUAGAAUGAUGCUGACCAUGGAGUUCUCACUAUACUGGUAAAUGCAAUUGUACAUCAGUACUAUACUGCCAUUAAAUUAUUGCUCAUUCCACAGCUCAGUGACUUGCAAUCCUUCAGAUACUUUCAAAUGUGUGUGUUGUUGAAAUCUGACUUCUAGACUUCCAAGUUCUUUCCAUGUCUCACCUGUGAUCAAAAACGUAUUGGAUUGGAACUCAAUUUCUUUGCAAAUAUUCUCUCUUUAGUGUUUCAAUUCAAGUUGUUUUACACUUCUGGUCA